AUGCCACAGCCGCCCGCAGCUACCUUGGCGCUGCCCCUGCUACUGCUACUGCUGGUGGUGCGGGAGCCGCACUCGACCGGCGCGCGGCCAUCCCCAGGCCCGGAUUACCUGCGGCGCGGCUGGCUGCGGCUGCUGGCGGAGGGCGAGAGCUGUGCUCCCUGCCAGCCGGAGGAGUGCGCCGCGCCGCGAGGUUGCCUGGCUGGCCAGGUGCGCGAUGCUUGCGGCUGCUGCUGGGAAUGCGCCAACCUCGAAGGCCAGCUCUGCGACCUGGACCCCAGUGCCCACUUCUAUGGGCGCUGCGGUGAGCAGCUUGAGUGCCGCUUGGACGCAGGUGGCGACCUGAGCCGCGGAGAGGUGCCGGAGCCGCUGUGUGUCUGCAGCUCACAGCGCCCGCUCUGCGGUAGCGACGGCCGCACCUACUCGCAGAUCUGCCGUCUGCAGGAAGCGGCCCGAGCUCGGCCGGACGCCAACCUCACUGUGGCACACCCAGGGCCCUGCGAAUCGGAACCCCAGAUCGUGUUGCACCCAUUUGAUAUUUGGAACGUGACGGGAAAGGAUGUGAUCUUUGGCUGUGAGGUGUUUGCCUACCCCAUGGCCUCCGUCGAGUGGAGGAAGGACGGCUUGGACAUUCAGCUGCCUGGAGAUGACCCCCACAUCUCUGUGCAGUUUAGGGGUGGACCCCAGAGGUUUGAGGUGACUAGCUGGCUGCAGAUUCAGGCUGUGCGUCCCAGUGAUGAGGGCACCUACCGCUGCCUGGCCCGCAAUGCCCUAGGACAGGUGGAGGCCCCAGCUAGCCUAACCGUACUCACACCCGACCAGCUGAAUUCUACAGGCAUCCCCCAGCUACCAUCUCUGCUCCUGGUUCCUGAGGAAGAGGCUGAGAGUGAAGAGGGUGAAGAUUACUACUAGAACCCAGAGUCAUGGUAAAUUGGUUUCUUCAACUGCCUCACCUGUCACCUG
Messenger RNA from Pteronotus mesoamericanus, 960 nucleotides. RefSeq names its product Kazal type serine peptidase inhibitor domain 1 (gene KAZALD1). Bases 1 to 909 code for a protein of 302 amino acids. Gene Ontology annotation, biological process: regulation of signal transduction; regulation of cell growth. Gene Ontology annotation, cellular component: extracellular region; interstitial matrix. Gene Ontology annotation, molecular function: insulin-like growth factor binding. The record is from RefSeq and is a predicted model, not a curated record. The transcript is spliced from 5 exons. NCBI's taxonomy places the organism in Eukaryota, Metazoa, Chordata, Mammalia, Chiroptera, Mormoopidae.